Molecule: messenger RNA, 3498 nt
Organism: Drechmeria coniospora
Lineage: Eukaryota; Fungi; Ascomycota; Sordariomycetes; Hypocreales; Ophiocordycipitaceae
Product: putative nuclear protein SA-1
Exons: 3
Coding region: 1-3498 (1165 amino acids)
Biological process (GO): sister chromatid cohesion
Cellular component (GO): cohesin complex; chromatin; nucleus
Molecular function (GO): chromatin binding
Source: RefSeq, a predicted model, not a curated record
AUGGAUCAAAGUGCCAGCGGCAGCCCAUCGCCCGAUCCCGACUCGACGGCGCGUCGCAGGUCGGGACGCGUCGUGAGAGCACCGGCAAAGUUCGUGCCGGCACCCGAACCCGGCGGCUCAUCCGCCUCGAAGCGCAAGCGGAACGACCAGGAUGGUGACGGUUCCGAGAGAGAGGAGAGCGACUCCGACGAGGACAUGAGCGACGAAUCCGAAUCCGACGACGACGAGAGCCACCCUGCCCCGCGAUCGCGCAAGCCGACCCAGGGUCGUCGUUCGAAGAAGCCGUCGACGAAGAAGGCCAAGAUCAACGGCACCCAGCCGGCCGCGUCCGCUCAUCUCUCUCGCAUCCCCAGCAGGCCCAAGAAGUCGGUUCGAAUCGAGGCUGGCGAGAAGGGAACCGGCAUCUUCGCUGAAAUUUUCGGCUCCGGUGACGCCUCCGAUGCCGUUGCCCAGCAGUGGCUCGAGAGCUACCGGGCCGACGAUGCGACGGCCCUCGGUGACCUCGUCAACUGCGUCCUGCAGUGCGCCGGCUGCGAGCUCCAAGUCACGCCCGACGACAUUCGCGACCCGGACAACAUCCCCAACAGAUUGGUCGACCUCCAAGGCGUCUACCAAGAGCAACAAAUCACCGAAUAUCCUCUCAUCUCGAGGGCCAAGAGCACCAAGUCGUUCCGGGACCUUCUCGUCGGCUUCUUCCAGUCGCUCGUCACCCUCCUGCACGAGACGGACAUUCUAUACAAGGACCCGGACCUGAUGGAUAACCUUCACGCCUGGCUGGCGAGCAUGUCCUCCUCCUCGCUGCGACCCUUUCGGCAUACGGCCACGACGAUUGCCCUCGCCGUGCAAUCCGGGCUCGUCCAAGUCGCCGGCGUCCUCGACCGAAGAAUAGCGACCUUUGAGCAGCAGUCCCAGGCCGCCAAGAAGGGAAAGAACAAGAGCAAGGCGACCGAGAUCCAGCGCAACAUGGACGAGGCCAACGGCUACCGGAAGACGUGCAGCGAGACCGUCCAGUCCUUCUUCGACACCAUCUUCGUCCAUCGGUACCGCGACGUCGACCCCAAGAUACGCACCGAGUGCGUCGACGCCCUCGGCUCGUGGAUCUGGAACCUCCCAACCGUCUUCAUGGAGCCGGGCUACCUGCGCUACCUCGGCUGGAUGCUCUCCGACACCAACGCCACCACUCGCCAGGAGGUCCUGAAGCAGCUCCACCGCGUCUUCAAGCGCGACGCCCCCCAGCUCGGCCACUUCAUCGACAGGUUCAGGCCCAGGCUGACCGAGAUGGCGACGCUCGACUCGGACGUGUCCGUCCGGGCCGCCGCCAUCUCCGUCAUCGACACUCUCCGUGCCGCCGCCCUCCUCGAACCGUCCGAGAUUGACGCCAUCGGCAAGCUCAUCUUCGACACGGAGCUGCGGAUUCGCAAGGCCGUCGUCGGAUUCUUCGUCGCCUGCAUCAACGACGUCCACUCGGACAAGAUGGAGGCCAUCGGCGGCAUCGACGCCCUCGACGAGUUGGACGACGUCGACGACGACGACUUCGAGUCACCGCGAAAGGAGUGGGUCAACAUCAAGUGUCUCGCCGAAACGCUGGCCAUAUACGACGCGCAGAUCGAAGAGGCGCAGCAGAACGGGGUCGGCGCCGGCACCGACGUUGCCGCCGACUUGCCCGAGGCGACGGUGCCCGACACCAGGAUUUCUCUCGCCGCCCAGGUGCUCUGCGAGAAGCUGCCCGAGGUCAAGACGUGGGAGAUCCUGGCAGGCUAUCUCCUCCACGACCACUCCACCAGCACAAAGUCCAAGUCCAAGUCCCAGCGCAAGGGCAACUCCGCCGAUGCCGCCUUCAAAAAGGCCGUCGCGCCCAACUCGGCCGAGGAGUCCAUCCUGCUCGACGUCCUCACCUCCGCCAUCAAGCUAGGCCUGUCGCAAACGACCGAGCACGACAAGAGCCGACGAAGGGGCCACCGCUCCGAGCCGGCCGAGUCGCGACAAGAUAUCGCCCUGGAGCUGACGACGACCAUCCCCAAGCUCCUCAACAAGUUCGGUGCCGAGCCCGAGACGGCCGCCAUUGUCCUCCGGCUCGCCCUCUUGCUCAACCUCGACGUCUUUCAGCAUCUUCGCCAAGACGCCUCCAAGUACGAGAGGCUCCUCGACGAGAUCAGCGUGCAGUUCAACCGGCACGGCGACGGUAGAGUCCUGUCCGAGGCCACGGCAGCUCUGCUCCGUGCGCGCCAGUUUGAGGAGCUGCAGGAGUUGACCGACGGCAAGCUCUCCUUGCUGUGGGAGAAUGUCAUCAACGCUCUCCGCAACUUUGACAAGACGUGCGACCUCUCCGAGCGUGGCAACCUGGCCGCCGCCCCUCUGCAGGAGCUGUCGACGGUGCUGCUCAAGAUCAGCAAGCUGGCCAGCGUGUCGGAUUGCAUCGAUGCCCUCGAGGCGAGCUCCAGAUCGAGGGAAUCGAGCGGGCCCGCCAUCGACAUCCUCGUCGCCAUCGUCCAUCGUGGCAAGUACGAAACGCAGGAGGACGAGAUUGAUGACCUCGAAGACGAAGUCGUCACCUACUCCAUCAAAGCCUGCCAGUUCUAUUUCAUGUGGAAGACGCGCGGCCUCGCCAAGCUUCUGAAUGACGGAACGACCGUCGCCGACGGCGAGCUGGACCGAUUGUCCGCCUUGCGUCAAUCGUACCGCAAGCACCUCAUCGAGACCUUCUCGUCCCGAGCGGCCAUCGAUCAGCUACGCCUCUAUGCGACGGGCAGCCUCUGCGAUCUCCAUCUCACGCUCCGCAUCAUCCGUCCUCUGAUCAAGAACCUUCGUCCGUCGUCGAGCUCGCCCUCCCUGUCGUCCCGCGCAGACAAGCUCGACGGGCUCGUCAAGGAGGUCGAGGGCGGUCUUGUGCCGGAGCUCAUCGCCAUCUUUGACGGGGCGGAGAAGCAGUACGCCAAGAAGGCGCGGAAAGACAAGGACCUGAACGAGCCGGCAGAGGAUGAGGACCCCAUGGAUGACGAGGAUGAGCUCGAGGAUGACGAUGACGACGAGGGACUCUCCCAGGAGGAGCGGCACGCCGCCGAGCUCAAGGCGGAGAUGGCCCUCUGCGAGUUGACGGCCAAGUACGUCCUGGCCAUCACGAAUGACAUCAUUGAUCAGCGCGGCUCCCAGAGCAGCAAGCUCCGGCGCCGCAUCCUCCGCAACCAAUUCAAGCUCGGCAACAACUUCAAGGAGGUCGUCGCCUACCUCGACGAGGAGAAGAUGAGCAGGCGCAACAAGAAGGCGGCCGCCAAACACAACCAGCGCGCAUCCCGACCGCAGAAGCCUUCCAUCAGCGAGGAGUUGAUCAGGGCCGAGGACGACGAUGACGACGACAUUUUUGACAAUCUCGAACCCGAGGAGGGCACGCGGGAGGAUCUCCGAAGACGCGAGCUGCUCGACGAGGAUCCGUUUGAGGAUGACGAGGACCUGACGGAACGGCCCCUCAACGACGAAGAUGACGAUAUUCUUGGGGAUUGA